AUGGUGAAAUCAUUUUUAAUUUUACUGUUCCUUAUUGGAGCAGUAACUGCCUUCGGUGAUCAUUCCGAGUCAUCAUGUGAAGAGCAAUCUGAACACGAACUCGUUUGCUCUGAAGAAAUUAUGGAUAAAGUUAAAAAGGAGCAUCCUGAUAUGUUCCCACCACCUCCAAAGAAGAAAAUCGCAGCCAUGGAAACUACAGCAACACCACCAGAAAGGCCUGAAAGACCAGAAGGUCCUGAGGGUCCUGUAGAUGGUGACUAUGAGUACUACGAUGAAUAUUACGACGAUGACUAUUACGAUCAGUAUUAUGGCGAUGACGAUUACGCAUACGAGUACGAGUAUGAAUAUGAGGACGAGACUGCAUCCAGUAUAGCUCCAAAAGGAAAGAAAGGUAAAGAGGAGAAAAGUCUAGAAUAUGUAGAGGAAGAUACAACAGAAGAAGAAUCUGAUGAAAAUACAGCAACUUCAGAGGAAAACGAAAGCAAAUCGGAUGAAAUCAUAAAGAAGAAAAAGAAAAACAAAGAAAAGUCAAAUGAUGAUAAUGAUGAAUCAGAAGAAGGAAAAGGCUCAGAUUCUGAAGAAAAUAAACCACAUUCAAGUGAGGAAAAAACACCAGCAUUAAAAUGCGAAGGUAAAAUGCGAGCUAAAGAAGCUAAUGACUGUGCAAAAGCAAAAGGAAAAUUUGAUGAAGAAACUUGCAAGUGCUCUAAACCUUCAAUACCAAAUCAAGACACGAAAGAAGAAGAUGAAACAAAACCAGUAAAAUCAGACGAAAAGAAAAAUUUAUCAGACGAAAACGAAAAUAAAGAUAAAUCAAAUGAAAAACCAAUUAAGAAAUCAAAAACAAAUUCAAAAUCAAGCUCAAAGUCUGUUUCAAGGAAAUCUAAAAGAAGCGAUUCUACAUCAAAAUCAAGAAAAUCUUCACAAAGACCAGAAAAAUGUGAAAGUACAAUGAGAAGAGCUGAAACUGAAAGAUGUGCUAAACUAAAAGGUAGAUUCAUUGCUAGUAAAUGUAAAUGCAUUUCAAAACCAAGCAACUCAGCAACAAGACCUGAAAAACCAGAAAGUUCCGAAAAUGAAAUAGAUUAUCAAACAACAUGCCUUGAAUCUAGUGAAAGUGAAGAAACAACAACACAAUCAACAGAUCAAACAACAUGUUUGGAAUCUGAAGAAAGUAAUGAAACUUCAGAAGAUGGCAUUUGUAAGGGCCAAAUGAGAAAGAUCAAGGAAGAAAAAUGUGAAAGAAUUAAUGGUAAAUUCAAUCCUGAAACUUGUGAAUGCACAAAGGAAACAACAACUAAAGCUCCAACCACAACUCGAGAUGAGUCGACGGAAGAAACUGGUAAAUGUGAUGGCAAGAUGAGAAAGAUCAAGGAAGAAAAAUGUGAAAGAAUUAAUGGUAAAUUCAAUCCUGAAACUUGUGAAUGCACAAAGGAAACAACAACUAAAGCUCCAACCACAACUCGAGAUGAGUCGACAGAAGAAACUGGUGAAUGUGAUGGCAAGAUGAGAAAGAUCAAGGAAGCAAAAUGUGAAAGAAUUAAUGGUAAAUUCAAUCCUGAAACUUGUGAAUGCACAAAGGAAACAACAACUAAAGCUCCAACCACAACUCGAGAUGAGUCGACAGAAGAAACUGGUGAAUGUGAUGACAAGAUGAGAAAGAUCAAGGAAGAAAAAUGUGAAAGAAUUAAUGGUACAUUCAAUCCUGAAACUUGUGAAUGCACAAAGGAAACAACAACUAAAGCUCCAACCACAACUCGAGAUGAGUCGACAGAAGAAACUGGUGAAUGUGAUGACAAGAUGAGAAAGAUCAAAGAAGAAAAAUGUGAAAGAAUUAAUGGUAAAUUCAAUCCUGAAACUUGUGAAUGCACAAAGGAAACAACAACUAAAGCUCCAACCACAACUCGAGAUGAGUCGACGGAAGAAACUGGUGAAUGUGAUGGCAAGAUGAGAAAGAUCAAGGAAGAAAAAUGUGAAAGAAUUAAUGGUAAAUUCAAUCCUGAAACUUGUGAAUGCACAAAGGAAACAACAACUAAAGCUCCAACCACAACUCGAGAUGAGUCGACAGAAGAAACUGGUGAAUGUGAUGGCAAGAUGAGAAAGAUCAAGGAAGAAAAAUGUGAAAGAAUUAAUGGUAAAUUCAAUCCUGAAACUUGUGAAUGCACAAAGGAAACAACAACCAAAGCUCCAACCACAACUCGAGAUGAGUCGACAGAAGAAACUGGUGAAUGUGAUGGCAAGAUGAGAAAGAUCAAGGAAGAAAAAUGUGAAAGAAUUAAUGGUAAAUUCAAUCCUGAAACUUGUGAAUGCACAAAGGAAACAACAACUAAAGCUCCAACCACAACUCGAGAUGAGUCGACAGAAGAAACUGGUGAAUGUGAUGGCAAGAUGAGAAAGAUCAAGGAAGAAAAAUGUGAAAGAAUUAAUGGUAAAUUCAAUCCUGAAACUUGUGAAUGCACAAAGGAAACAACAACUAAAGCUCCAACCACAACUCGAGAUGAGUCGACAGAAGAAACUGGUGAAUGUGAUGGCAAGAUGAGAAAGAUCAAGGAAGAAAAAUGUGAAAGAAUUAAUGGUAAAUUCAAUCCUGAAACUUGUGAGUGCACAAAGGAAACAACAACCAAAGCUCCAACCACAACUCGAGAUGAGUCGACAGAUGAAACUGGUGAAUGUGAUGACAAGAUGAGAAAGAUCAAGGAAGAAAAAUGUGAAAGAAUUAAUGGUAAAUUCAAUCCUGAAACUUGUGAAUGCACAAAGGAAACAACAACUAAAGCUCCAACCACAACUCGAGAUGAGUCGACAGAAGAAACUGGUGAAUGUGAUGACAAGAUGAGAAAGAUCAAAGAAGAAAAAUGUGAAAGAAUUAAUGGUAAAUUCAAUCCUGAAACUUGUGAAUGCACAAAGGAAACAACAACUAAAGCUCCAACCACAACUCGAGAUGAGUCGACAGAAGAAACUGGUGAAUGUGAUGACAAGAUGAGAAAGAUCAAGGAAGAAAAAUGUGAAAGAAUUAAUGGUAAAUUCAAUCCUGAAACUUGUGAAUGCACAAAGGAAACAACAACUAAAGCUCCAACCACAACUCGAGAUGAGUCGACAGAAGAAACUGGUGAAUGUGAUGACAAGAUGAGAAAGAUCAAGGAAGAGAAAUGUGAAAGAAUUAAUGGUAAAUUCAAUCCUGAAACUUGUGAAUGCACAAAGGAAACAACAACUAAAGCUCCAACCACAACUCGAGAUGAGUCAACAGAAGAAACUGGUGAAUGUGAUGGCAAGAUGAGAAAGAUCAAGGAAGAAAAAUGUGAAAGAAUUAAUGGUACAUUCAAUCCUGAAACUUGUGAAUGCACAAAGGAAACAACAACUAAAGCUCCAACCCGAGAUGAGUCGACAGAAGAAACUGGUGAAUGUGAUGACAAGAUGAGAAAGAUCAAGGAAGAAAAAUGUGAAAGAAUUAAUGGUAAAUUCAAUCCUGAAACUUGUGAAUGCACAAAGGAAACAACAACUAAAGCUCCAACCACAACUCGAGAUGAGUCGACAGAAGAAACUGGUGAAUGUGAUGGCAAGAUGAGAAAGAUCAAGGAAGAAAAAUGUGAAAGAAUUAAUGGUAAAUUCAAUCCUGGAACUUGUGAAUGCACAAAGGAAACAACAACUAAAGCUCCAACCACAACUCGAGAUGAGUCAACAGAAGAAACUGGUGAAUGUGAUGACAAGAUGAGAAAGAUCAAAGAAGAAAAAUGUGAAAGAAUUAAUGGUAAAUUCAAUCCUGAAACUUGUGAAUGCACAAAGGAAACAACAACUAAAGCUCCAACCACAACUCGAGAUGAGUCGACAGAAGAAACUGGUGAAUGUGAUGGCAAGAUGAGAAAGAUCAAGGAAGAAAAAUGUGAAAGAAUUAAUGGUAAAUUCAAUCCUGAAACUUGUGAAUGCACAAAGGAAACAACAACUAAAGCUCCAACCACAACUCGAGAUGAGUCGACAGAAGAAACUGGUGAAUGUGAUGGCAAGAUGAGAAAGAUCAAGGAAGCAAAAUGUGAAAGAAUUAAUGGUAAAUUCAAUCCUGAAACUUGUGAAUGCACAAAGGAAACAACAACUAAAGCUCCAACCACAACUCGAGAUGAGUCGACAGAAGAAACUGGUGAAUGUGAUGGCAAGAUGAGAAAGAUCAAGGAAGAAAAAUGUGAAAGAAUUAAUGGUAAAUUCAAUCCUGAAACUUGUGAAUGCACAAAGGAAACAACAACUAAAGCUCCAACCACAACUCGAGAUGAGUCGACAGAAGAAACUGGUGAAUGUGAUGACAAGAUGAGAAAGAUCAAAGAAGAAAAAUGUGAAAGAAUUAAUGGUAAAUUCAAUCCUGAAACUUGUGAAUGCACAAAGGAAACAACAACCAAAGCUCCAACCACAACUCGAGAUGAGUCGACAGAAGAAACUGGUGAAUGUGAUGGCAAGAUGAGAAAGAUCAAGGAAGAAAAAUGUGAAAGAAUUAAUGGUAAAUUCAAUCCUGAAACUUGUGAAUGCACAAAGGAAACAACAACUAAAGCUCCAACCACAACUCGAGAUGAGUCGACAGAAGAAACUGGUGAAUGUGAUGGCAAGAUGAGAAAGAUCAAGGAAGAAAAAUGUGAAAGAAUUAAUGGUAAAUUCAAUCCUGAAACUUGUGAAUGCACAAAGGAAACAACAACCAAAGCUCCAACCACAACUCGAGAUGAGUCGACAGAAGAAACUGGUGAAUGUGAUGGCAAGAUGAGAAAGAUCAAGGAAGAAAAAUGUGAAAGAAUUAAUGGUAAAUUCAAUCCUGAAACUUGUGAAUGCACAAAGGAAACAACAACCAAAGCUCCAACCACAACUCGAGAUGAGUCGACAGAAGAAACUGGUGAAUGUGAUGGCAAGAUGAGAAAGAUCAAGGAAGAAAAAUGUGAAAGAAUUAAUGGUAAAUUCAAUCCUGAAACUUGUGAAUGCACAAAGGAAACAACAACUAAAGCUCCAACCACAACUCGAGAUGAGUCGACAGAAGAAACUGGUGAAUGUGAUGGCAAGAUGAGAAAGAUCAAGGAAGAAAAAUGUGAAAGAAUUAAUGGUAAAUUCAAUCCUGAAACUUGUGAAUGCACAAAGGAAACAACAACUAAAGCUCCAACCACAACUCGAGAUGAGUCGACAGAAGAAACUGGUGAAUGUGAUGGCAAGAUGAGAAAGAUCAAGGAAGAAAAAUGUGAAAGAAUUAAUGGUAAAUUCAAUCCUGAAACUUGUGAAUGCACAAAGGAAACAACAACUAAAGCUCCAACCACAACUCGAGAUGAGUCGACAGAAGAAACUGGUGAAUGUGAUGGCAAGAUGAGAAAGAUCAAGGAAGAAAAAUGUGAAAGAAUUAAUGGUAAAUUCAAUCCUGAAACUUGUGAAUGCACAAAGGAAACAACAACCAAAGCUCCAACCACAACUCGAGAUGAGUCGACAGAAGAAACUGGUGAAUGUGAUGGCAAGAUGAGAAAGAUCAAGGAAGAAAAAUGUGAAAGAAUUAAUGGUAAAUUCAAUCCUGAAACUUGUGAAUGCACAAAGGAAACAACAACUAAAGCUCCAACCACAACUCGAGAUGAGUCGACAGAAGAAACUGGUGAAUGUGAUGGCAAGAUGAGAAAGAUCAAGGAAGAAAAAUGUGAAAGAAUUAAUGGUAAAUUCAAUCCUGAAACUUGUGAAUGCACAAAGGAAACAACAACUAAAGCUCCAACCACAACUCGAGAUGAGUCGACAGAAGAAACUGGUGAAUGUGAUGGCAAGAUGAGAAAGAUCAAGGAAGAAAAAUGUGAAAGAAUUAAUGGUAAAUUCAAUCCUGAAACUUGUGAGUGCACAAAGGAAACAACAACCAAAGCUCCAACCACAACUCGAGAUGAGUCGACAGAAGAAACUGGUGAAUGUGAUGGCAAGAUGAGAAAGAUCAAGGAAGAAAAAUGUGAAAGAAUUAAUGGUAAAUUCAAUCCUGAAACUUGUGAAUGCACAAAGGAAACAACAACUAAAGCUCCAACCACAACUCGAGAUGAGUCGACAGAAGAAACUGGUGAAUGUGAUGACAAGAUGAGAAAGAUCAAAGAAGAAAAAUGUGAAAGAAUUAAUGGUAAAUUCAAUCCUGAAACUUGUGAAUGCACAAAGGAAACAACAACUAAAGCUCCAACCACAACUCGGGAUGAGUCGACAGAAGAAACUGGUGAAUGUGAUGACAAGAUGAGAAAGAUCAAAGAAGAAAAAUGUGAAAGAAUUAAUGGUAAAUUCAAUCCUGAAACUUGUGAAUGCACAAAGGAAACAACAACUAAAGCUCCAACCACAACUCGAGAUGAGUCGACAAAAGAAACUGGUGAAUGUGAUGACAAGAUGAGAAAGAUCAAGGAAGAAAAAUGUGAAAGAAUUAAUGGUAAAUUCAAUCCUGAAACUUGUGAAUGCACAAAGGAAACAACAACUAAAGCUCCAACCACAACUCGAGAUGAGUCGACAGAAGAAACUGGUGAAUGUGAUGACAAGAUGAGAAAGAUCAAGGAAGAGAAAUGUGAAAGAAUUAAUGGUAAAUUCAAUCCUGAAACUUGUGAAUGCACAAAGGAAACAACAACUAAAGCUCCAACCACAACUCGAGAUGAGUCAACAGAAGAAACUGGUGAAUGUGAUGGCAAGAUGAGAAAGAUCAAGGAAGAAAAAUGUGAAAGAAUUAAUGGUACAUUCAAUGCUGAAACUUGUGAAUGCACAAAGGAAACAACAACUAAAGCUCCAACCACAACUCGAGAUGAGUCGACAGAAGAAACUGGUGAAUGUGAUGGCAAGAUGAGAAAGAUCAAGGAAGAAAAAUGUGAAAGAAUUAAUGGUAAAUUCAAUCCUGAAACUUGUGAAUGCACAAAGGAAACAACAACCAAAGCUCCAACCACAACUCGAGAUGAGUCGACAGAAGAAACUGGUGAAUGUGAUGGCAAGAUGAGAAAGAUCAAGGAAGAAAAAUGUGAAAGAAUUAAUGGUAAAUUCAAUCAUGAAACUUGUGAAUGCACAAAGGAAACAACAACUAAAGCUCCAACCACAACUCAAGAUGAGUCGACAGAAGAAACUGGUGAAUGUGAUGACAAGAUGAGAAAGAUCAAGGAAGAAAAAUGUGAAAGAAUUAAUGGUAAAUUCAAUCCUGAAACUUGUGAAUGCACAAAGGAAACAACAACUAAAGCUCCAACCACAACUCGUGAUGAGUCAACAGAAGAAACUGGUGAAUGUGAUGGCAAGAUGAGAAAGAUCAAGGAAGAAAAAUGUGAAAGAAUUAAUGGUAAAUUCAAUCCUGAAACUUGUGAAUGCACAAAGGAAACAACAACUAAAGCUCCAACCACAACUCGAGAUGAGUCGACAGAAGAAACUGGUGAAUGUGAUGACAAGAUGAGAAAGAUCAAAGAAGAAAAAUGUGAAAGAAUUAAUGGUAAAUUCAAUCCUGAAACUUGUGAAUGCACAAAAGAAACAACAACUAAAGCUCCAACCACAACUCGAGAUGAGUCGACAGAAGAAACUGGUGAAUGUGAUGGCAAGAUGAGAAAGAUCAAGGAAGAAAAAUGUGAAAGAAUUAAUGGUAAAUUCAAUCCUGAAACUUGUGAAUGCACAAAGGAAACAACAACUAAAGCUCCAACCACAACUCGAGAUGAGUCGACAGAAGAAACUGGUGAAUGUGAUGACAAGAUGAGAAAGAUCAAGGAAGAAAAAUGUGAAAGAAUUAAUGGUAAAUUCAAUCCUGAAACUUGUGAAUGCACAAAGGAAACAACAACUAAAGCUCCAACCACAACUCGGGAUGAGUCGACAGAAGAAACUGGUGAAUGUGAUGACAAGAUGAGAAAGAUCAAAGAAGAAAAAUGUGAAAGAAUUAAUGGUAAAUUCAAUCCUGAAACUUGUGAAUGCACAAAGGAAACAACAACUAAAGCUCCAACCACAACUCGAGAUGAGUCGACAGAAGAAACUGGUGAAUGUGAUGACAAGAUGAGAAAGAUCAAGGAAGAAAAAUGUGAAAGAAUUAAUGGUAAAUUCAAUCCUGAAACUUGUGAGUGCACAAAGGAAACAACAACUAAAGCUCCAACCACAACUCGAGAUGAGUCGACAGAAGAAACUGGUGAAUGUGAUGACAAGAUGAGAAAGAUCAAGGAAGAAAAAUGUGAAAGAAUUAAUGGUAAAUUCAAUCCUGAAACUUGUGAAUGCACAAAGGAAACAACAACUAAAGCUCCAACCACAACUCGAGAUGAGUCGACAGAAGAAACUGGUGAAUGUGAUGACAAGAUGAGAAAGAUCAACGAAGAAAAAUGUGAAAGAAUUAACGGUAAAUUCAAUCCUGAAACUUGUGAAUGCACAAAGGAAACAACAACUAAAGCUCCAACCACAACUCGAGAUGAGUCGACAGAAGAAACUGGUGAAUGUGAUGACAAGAUGAGAAAGAUCAAGGAAGAGAAAUGUGAAAGAAUUAAUGGUAAAUUCAAUCCUGAAACUUGUGAAUGCACAAAGGAAACAACAACUAAAGCUCCAACCACAACUCGAGAUGAGUCGACAGAAGAAACUGGUGAAUGUGAUGACAAGAUGAGAAAGAUCAAGGAAGAAAAAUGUGAAAGAAUUAAUGGUAAAUUCAAUCCUGAAACUUGUGAAUGCACAAAGGAAACAACAACUAAAGCUCCAACCACAACUCGAGAUGAGUCGACAGAAGAAACUGGUGAAUGUGAUGACAAGAUGAGAAAGACCAAGGAAGAAAAAUGUGAAAGAAUUAAUGGUAAAUUCAAUCCUGAAACUUGUGAGUGCACAAAGGAAACAACAACUAAAGCUCCAACCACAACUCGAGAUGAGUCGACAGAAGAAACUGGUGAAUGUGAUGACAAGAUGAGAAAGAUCAAGGAAGAAAAAUGUGAAAGAAUUAAUGGUAAAUUCAAUCCUGAAACUUGUGAAUGCACAAAGGAAACAACAACUAAAGCUCCAACCACAACUCGAGAUGAGUCGACAGAAGAAACUGGUGAAUGUGAUGACAAGAUGAGAAAGAUCAAGGAAGAAAAAUGUGAAAGAAUUAAUGGUAAAUUCAAUCCUGAAACUUGUGAAUGCACAAAGGAAACAACAACUAAAGCUCCAACCACAACUCGAGAUGAGUCGACAGAAGAAACUGGUGAAUGUGAUGACAAGAUGAGAAAGAUCAAGGAAGAAAAAUGUGAAAGAAUUAAUGGUAAAUUCAAUCCUGAAACUUGUGAAUGCACAAAGGAAACAACAACUAAAGCUCCAACUACAACUCGAGAUGAGUCGACAGAAGAAACUGGUGAAUGUGAUGACAAGAUGAGAAAGAUCAAGGAAGAGAAAUGUGAAAGAAUUAAUGGUAAAUUCAAUCCUGAAACUUGUGAAUGCACAAAGGAAACAACAACUAAAGCUCCAACCACAACUCGAGAUGAGUCGACAGAAGAAACUGGUGAAUGUGAUGUCAAGAUGAGAAAGAUCAAGGAAGAAAAAUGUGAAAGAAUUAAUGGUAAAUUCAAUCCUGAAACUUGUGAAUGCACAAAGGAAACAACAACUAAAGCUCCAACUACAACUCGAGAUGAGUCGACAGAAGAAACUGGUGAAUGUGAUGACAAGAUGAGAAAGAUCAAGGAAGAAAAAUGUGAAAGAAUUAAUGGUAAAUUCAAUCCUGAAACUUGUGAAUGCACAAAGGAAACAACAACUAAAGCUCCAACCACAACUCGAGAUGAGUCGACAGAAGAAACUGGUGAAUGUGAUGACAAGAUGAGAAAGAUCAAGGAAGAAAAAUGUGAAAGAAUUAAUGGUAAAUUCAAUCCUGAAACUUGUGAAUGCACAAAGGAAACAACAACUAAAGCUCCAACCACAACUCGAGAUGAGUCGACAGAAGAAACUGGUGAAUGUGAUGACAAGAUGAGAAAGAUCAAGGAAGAAAAAUGUGAAAGAAUUAAUGGUAAAUUCAAUCCUGAAACUUGUGAAUGUACAAAGGAAACAACAACUAAAGCUCCAACCACAACUCGAGAUGAGUCGACAGAUGAAACUGGUGAAUGUGAUGACAAGAUGAGAAAGAUCAAGGAAGAAAAAUGUGAAAGAAUUAAUGGUAAAUUCAAUCCUGAAACUUGUGAAUGCACAAAGGAAACAACAACUAAAGCUCCAACCACAACUCGAGAUGAGUCGACAGAAGAAACUGGUGAAUGUGAUGGCAAGAUGAGAAAGAUCAAGGAAGAAAAAUGUGAAAGAAUUAAUGGUAAAUUCAAUCCUGAAACUUGUGAAUGCACAAAGGAAACAACAACUAAAGCUCCAACCACAACUCGAGAUGAGUCGACAGAAGAAACUGGUGAAUGUGAUGACAAGAUGAGAAAGAUCAAGGAAGAAAAAUGUGAAAGAAUUAAUGGUAAAUUCAAUCCUGAAACUUGUGAAUGCACAAAGGAAACAACAACUAAAGCUCCAACUACAACUCGAGAUGAGUCGACAGAAGAAACUGGUGAAUGUGAUGACAGGAUGAGAAAGAUCAAGGAAGAAAAAUGUGAAAGAAUUAAUGGUAAAUUCAAUCCUGAAACUUGUGAAUGCACAAAAGAAACAACAACUAAAGCUCCAACUACAACUCGAGAUGAGUCGACAGAAGAAACUGGUGAAUGUGAUGACAAGAUGAGAAAGAUCAAGGAAGAAAAAUGUGAAAGAAUUAAUGGUAAAUUCAAUCCUGAAACUUGUGAAUGCACAAAGGAAACAACAACUAAAGCUCCAACCACAACUCGAGAUGAGUCGACAGAAGAAACUGGUGAAUGUGAUGACAAGAUGAGAAAGAUCAAGGAAGAAAAAUGUGAAAGAAUUAAUGGUAAAUUCAAUCCUGAAACUUGUGAAUGCACAAAGGAAACAACAACUAAAGUUCCAACCACAACUCGAGAUGAGUCGACAGAAGAAACUGGUGAAUGUGAUGACAAGAUGAGAAAGAUCAAGGAAGAAAAAUGUGAAAGAAUUAAUGGUAAAUUCAAUCCUGAAACUUGUGAAUGCACAAAGGAAACAACAACUAAAGUUCCAACCACAACUCGAGAUGAGUCGACAGAAGAAACUGGUGAAUGUGAUGACAAGAUGAGAAAGAUCAAGGAAGAAAAAUGUGAAAGAAUUAAUGGUAAAUUCAAUCCUGAAACUUGUGAAUGCACAAAAGAAACAACAACUAAAGCUCCAACCACAACUCGAGAUGAGUCGACAGAAGAAACUGGUGAAUGUGAUGACAAGAUGAGAAAGAUCAAAGAAGAAAAAUGUGAAAGAAUUAACGGUAAAUUCAAUCCUGAAACUUGUGAAUGCACAAAGGAAACAACAACUAAAGCUCCAACCACAACUCGAGAUGAGUCGACAGAAGAAACUGGUGAAUGUGAUGGCAAGAUGAGAAAGAUCAAGGAAGAAAAAUGUGAAAGAAUUAAUGGUAAAUUCAAUCCUGAAACUUGUGAAUGCACAAAGGAAACAACAACUAAAGCUCCAACCACAACUCGAGAUGAGUCGACAGAAGAAACUGGUGAAUGUGAUGACAAGAUGAGAAAGAUCAAGAAAGAAAAAUGUGAAAGAAUUAAUGGUAAAUUCAAUCCUGAAACUUGUGAAUGCACAAAGGAAACAACAACUAAAGCUCCAACUACAACUCGAGAUGAGUCGACAGAAGAAACUGGUGAAUGUGAUGACAGGAUGAGAAAGAUCAAGGAAGAAAAAUGUGAAAGAAUUAAUGGUAAAUUCAAUCCUGAAACUUGUGAAUGCACAAAGGAAACAACAACUAAAGCUCCAACCACAACUCGAGAUGAGUCGACAGAAGAAACUGGUGAAUGUGAUGACAAGAUGAGAAAGAUCAAGGAAGAAAAAUGUGAAAGAAUUAAUGGUAAAUUCAAUCCUGAAACUUGUGAAUGCACAAAGGAAACAACAACUAAAGCUCCAACCACAACUCGAGAUGAGUCGACAGAAGAAACUGGUGAAUGUGAUGACAAGAUGAGAAAGAUCAAGGAAGAAAAAUGUGAAAGAAUUAAUGGUAAAUUCAAUCCUGAAACUUGUGAAUGCACAAAGGAAACAACAACUAAAGCUCCAACCACAACUCGAGAUGAGUCGACAGAAGAAACUGGUGAAUGUGAUGACAAGAUGAGAAAGAUCAAGGAAGAAAAAUGUGAAAGAAUUAAUGGUAAAUUCAAUCCUGAAACUUGUGAAUGCACAAAGGAAACAACAACUAAAGCUCCAACCACAACUCGAGAUGAGUCGACAGAAGAAACUGGUGAAUGUGAUGACAAGAUGAGAAAGAUCAAGGAAGAAAAAUGUGAAAGAAUUAAUGGUAAAUUCAAUCCUGAAACUUGUGAAUGCACAAAGGAAACAACAACUAAAGCUCCAACCACAACUCGAGAUGAGUCGACAGAAGAAACUGGUGAAUGUGAUGACAAGAUGAGAAAGAUCAAGGAAGAAAAAUGUGAAAGAAUUAAUGGUAAAUUCAAUCCUGAAACUUGUGAAUGCACAAAGGAAACAACAACUAAAGCUCCAACCACAACUCGAGAUGAGUCGACAGAAGAAACUGGUGAAUGUGAUGACAAGAUGAGAAAGAUCAAGGAAGAAAAAUGUGAAAGAAUUAAUGGUAAAUUCAAUCCUGAAACUUGUGAAUGCACAAAGGAAACAACAACUAAAGCUCCAACCACAACUCGAGAUGAGUCGACAGAAGAAACUGGUGAAUGUGAUGACAAGAUGAGAAAGAUCAAGGAAGAAAAAUGUGAAAGAAUUAAUGGUAAAUUCAAUCCUGAAACUUGUGAAUGCACAAAGGAAACAACAACUAAAGCUCCAACCACAACUCGAGAUGAGUCGACAGAAGAAACUGGUGAAUGUGAUGACAAGAUGAGAAAGAUCAAGGAAGAAAAAUGUGAAAGAAUUAAUGGUAAAUUCAAUCCUGAAACUUGUGAAUGCACAAAGGAAACAACAACUAAAGCUCCAACCACAACUCGAGAUGAGUCGACAGAAGAAACUGGUGAAUGUGAUGACAAGAUGAGAAAGAUCAAGGAAGAAAAAUGUGAAAGAAUUAAUGGUAAAUUCAAUCCUGAAACUUGUGAAUGCACAAAGGAAACAACAACUAAAGCUCCAACCACAACUCGAGAUGAGUCGACAGAAGAAACUGGUGAAUGUGAUGACAAGAUGAGAAAGAUCAAGGAAGAAAAAUGUGAAAGAAUUAAUGGUAAAUUCAAUCCUGAAACUUGUGAAUGCACAAAGGAAACAACAACUAAAGCUCCAACCACAACUCGAGAUGAGUCGACAGAAGAAACUGGUGAAUGUGAUGACAAGAUGAGAAAGAUCAAGGAAGAAAAAUGUGAAAGAAUUAAUGGUAAAUUCAAUCCUGAAACUUGUGAAUGCACAAAGGAAACAACAACUAAAGCUCCAACCACAACUCGAGAUGAGUCGACAGAAGAAACUGGUGAAUGUGAUGACAAGAUGAGAAAGAUCAAGGAAGAAAAAUGUGAAAGAAUUAAUGGUAAAUUCAAUCCUGAAACUUGUGAAUGCACAAAGGAAACAACAACUAAAGCUCCAACCACAACUCGAGAUGAGUCGACAGAAGAAACUGGUGAAUGUGAUGACAAGAUGAGAAAGAUCAAGGAAGAAAAAUGUGAAAGAAUUAAUGGUAAAUUCAAUCCUGAAACUUGUGAAUGCACAAAGGAAACAACAACUAAAGCUCCAACCACAACUCGAGAUGAGUCGACAGAAGAAACUGGUGAAUGUGAUGACAAGAUGAGAAAGAUCAAGGAAGAAAAAUGUGAAAGAAUUAAUGGUAAAUUCAAUCCUGAAACUUGUGAAUGCACAAAGGAAACAACAACUAAAGCUCCAACCACAACUCGAGAUGAGUCGACAGAAGAAACUGGUGAAUGUGAUGACAAGAUGAGAAAGAUCAAGGAAGAAAAAUGUGAAAGAAUUAAUGGUAAAUUCAAUCCUGAAACUUGUGAAUGCACAAAGGAAACAACAACUAAAGCUCCAACCACAACUCGAGAUGAGUCGACAGAAGAAACUGGUGAAUGUGAUGACAAGAUGAGAAAGAUCAAGGAAGAAAAAUGUGAAAGAAUUAAUGGUAAAUUCAAUCCUGAAACUUGUGAAUGCACAAAGGAAACAACAACUAAAGCUCCAACCACAACUCGAGAUGAGUCGACAGAAGAAACUGGUGAAUGUGAUGACAAGAUGAGAAAGAUCAAGGAAGAAAAAUGUGAAAGAAUUAAUGGUAAAUUCAAUCCUGAAACUUGUGAAUGCACAAAGGAAACAACAACUAAAGCUCCAACCACAACUCGAGAUGAGUCGACAGAAGAAACUGGUGAAUGUGAUGACAAGAUGAGAAAGAUCAAGGAAGAAAAAUGUGAAAGAAUUAAUGGUAAAUUCAAUCCUGAAACUUGUGAAUGCACAAAGGAAACAACAACUAAAGCUCCAACCACAACUCGAGAUGAGUCGACAGAAGAAACUGGUGAAUGUGAUGACAAGAUGAGAAAGAUCAAGGAAGAAAAAUGUGAAAGAAUUAAUGGUAAAUUCAAUCCUGAAACUUGUGAAUGCACAAAGGAAACAACAACUAAAGCUCCAACCACAACUCGAGAUGAGUCGACAGAAGAAACUGGUGAAUGUGAUGACAAGAUGAGAAAGAUCAAGGAAGAAAAAUGUGAAAGAAUUAAUGGUAAAUUCAAUCCUGAAACUUGUGAAUGCACAAAGGAAACAACAACUAAAGCUCCAACCACAACUCGAGAUGAGUCGACAGAAGAAACUGGUGAAUGUGAUGACAAGAUGAGAAAGAUCAAGGAAGAAAAAUGUGAAAGAAUUAAUGGUAAAUUCAAUCCUGAAACUUGUGAAUGCACAAAGGAAACAACAACUAAAGCUCCAACCACAACUCGAGAUGAGUCGACAGAAGAAACUGGUGAAUGUGAUGACAAGAUGAGAAAGAUCAAGGAAGAAAAAUGUGAAAGAAUUAAUGGUAAAUUCAAUCCUGAAACUUGUGAAUGCACAAAGGAAACAACAACUAAAGCUCCAACCACAACUCGAGAUGAGUCGACAGAAGAAACUGGUGAAUGUGAUGACAAGAUGAGAAAGAUCAAGGAAGAAAAAUGUGAAAGAAUUAAUGGUAAAUUCAAUCCUGAAACUUGUGAAUGCACAAAGGAAACAACAACUAAAGCUCCAACCACAACUCGAGAUGAGUCGACAGAAGAAACUGGUGAAUGUGAUGACAAGAUGAGAAAGAUCAAGGAAGAAAAAUGUGAAAGAAUUAAUGGUAAAUUCAAUCCUGAAACUUGUGAAUGCACAAAGGAAACAACAACUAAAGCUCCAACCACAACUCGAGAUGAGUCGACAGAAGAAACUGGUGAAUGUGAUGACAAGAUGAGAAAGAUCAAGGAAGAAAAAUGUGAAAGAAUUAAUGGUAAAUUCAAUCCUGAAACUUGUGAAUGCACAAAGGAAACAACAACUAAAGCUCCAACCACAACUCGAGAUGAGUCGACAGAAGAAACUGGUGAAUGUGAUGACAAGAUGAGAAAGAUCAAGGAAGAAAAAUGUGAAAGAAUUAAUGGUAAAUUCAAUCCUGAAACUUGUGAAUGCACAAAGGAAACAACAACUAAAGCUCCAACCACAACUCGAGAUGAGUCGACAGAAGAAACUGGUGAAUGUGAUGACAAGAUGAGAAAGAUCAAGGAAGAAAAAUGUGAAAGAAUUAAUGGUAAAUUCAAUCCUGAAACUUGUGAAUGCACAAAGGAAACAACAACUAAAGCUCCAACCACAACUCGAGAUGAGUCGACAGAAGAAACUGGUGAAUGUGAUGACAAGAUGAGAAAGAUCAAGGAAGAAAAAUGUGAAAGAAUUAAUGGUAAAUUCAAUCCUGAAACUUGUGAAUGCACAAAGGAAACAACAACUAAAGCUCCAACCACAACUCGAGAUGAGUCGACAGAAGAAACUGGUGAAUGUGAUGACAAGAUGAGAAAGAUCAAGGAAGAAAAAUGUGAAAGAAUUAAUGGUAAAUUCAAUCCUGAAACUUGUGAAUGCACAAAGGAAACAACAACUAAAGCUCCAACCACAACUCGAGAUGAGUCGACAGAAGAAACUGGUGAAUGUGAUGACAAGAUGAGAAAGAUCAAGGAAGAAAAAUGUGAAAGAAUUAAUGGUAAAUUCAAUCCUGAAACUUGUGAAUGCACAAAGGAAACAACAACUAAAGCUCCAACCACAACUCGAGAUGAGUCGACAGAAGAAACUGGUGAAUGUGAUGACAAGAUGAGAAAGAUCAAGGAAGAAAAAUGUGAAAGAAUUAAUGGUAAAUUCAAUCCUGAAACUUGUGAAUGCACAAAGGAAACAACAACUAAAGCUCCAACCACAACUCGAGAUGAGUCGACAGAAGAAACUGGUGAAUGUGAUGACAAGAUGAGAAAGAUCAAGGAAGAAAAAUGUGAAAGAAUUAAUGGUAAAUUCAAUCCUGAAACUUGUGAAUGCACAAAGGAAACAACAACUAAAGCUCCAACCACAACUCGAGAUGAGUCGACAGAAGAAACUGGUGAAUGUGAUGACAAGAUGAGAAAGAUCAAGGAAGAAAAAUGUGAAAGAAUUAAUGGUAAAUUCAAUCCUGAAACUUGUGAAUGCACAAAGGAAACAACAACUAAAGCUCCAACCACAACUCGAGAUGAGUCGACAGAAGAAACUGGUGAAUGUGAUGACAAGAUGAGAAAGAUCAAGGAAGAAAAAUGUGAAAGAAUUAAUGGUAAAUUCAAUCCUGAAACUUGUGAAUGCACAAAGGAAACAACAACUAAAGCUCCAACCACAACUCGAGAUGAGUCGACAGAAGAAACUGGUGAAUGUGAUGACAAGAUGAGAAAGAUCAAGGAAGAAAAAUGUGAAAGAAUUAAUGGUAAAUUCAAUCCUGAAACUUGUGAAUGCACAAAGGAAACAACAACUAAAGCUCCAACCACAACUCGAGAUGAGUCGACAGAAGAAACUGGUGAAUGUGAUGACAAGAUGAGAAAGAUCAAGGAAGAAAAAUGUGAAAGAAUUAAUGGUAAAUUCAAUCCUGAAACUUGUGAAUGCACAAAGGAAACAACAACUAAAGCUCCAACCACAACUCGAGAUGAGUCGACAGAAGAAACUGGUGAAUGUGAUGACAAGAUGAGAAAGAUCAAGGAAGAAAAAUGUGAAAGAAUUAAUGGUAAAUUCAAUCCUGAAACUUGUGAAUGCACAAAGGAAACAACAACUAAAGCUCCAACCACAACUCGAGAUGAGUCGACAGAAGAAACUGGUGAAUGUGAUGACAAGAUGAGAAAGAUCAAGGAAGAAAAAUGUGAAAGAAUUAAUGGUAAAUUCAAUCCUGAAACUUGUGAAUGCACAAAGGAAACAACAACUAAAGCUCCAACCACAACUCGAGAUGAGUCGACAGAAGAAACUGGUGAAUGUGAUGACAAGAUGAGAAAGAUCAAGGAAGAAAAAUGUGAAAGAAUUAAUGGUAAAUUCAAUCCUGAAACUUGUGAAUGCACAAAGGAAACAACAACUAAAGCUCCAACCACAACUCGAGAUGAGUCGACAGAAGAAACUGGUGAAUGUGAUGACAAGAUGAGAAAGAUCAAGGAAGAAAAAUGUGAAAGAAUUAAUGGUAAAUUCAAUCCUGAAACUUGUGAAUGCACAAAGGAAACAACAACUAAAGCUCCAACCACAACUCGAGAUGAGUCGACAGAAGAAACUGGUGAAUGUGAUGACAAGAUGAGAAAGAUCAAGGAAGAAAAAUGUGAAAGAAUUAAUGGUAAAUUCAAUCCUGAAACUUGUGAAUGCACAAAGGAAACAACAACUAAAGCUCCAACCACAACUCGAGAUGAGUCGACAGAAGAAACUGGUGAAUGUGAUGACAAGAUGAGAAAGAUCAAGGAAGAAAAAUGUGAAAGAAUUAAUGGUAAAUUCAAUCCUGAAACUUGUGAAUGCACAAAGGAAACAACAACUAAAGCUCCAACCACAACUCGAGAUGAGUCGACAGAAGAAACUGGUGAAUGUGAUGACAAGAUGAGAAAGAUCAAGGAAGAAAAAUGUGAAAGAAUUAAUGGUAAAUUCAAUCCUGAAACUUGUGAAUGCACAAAGGAAACAACAACUAAAGCUCCAACCACAACUCGAGAUGAGUCGACAGAAGAAACUGGUGAAUGUGAUGACAAGAUGAGAAAGAUCAAGGAAGAAAAAUGUGAAAGAAUUAAUGGUAAAUUCAAUCCUGAAACUUGUGAAUGCACAAAGGAAACAACAACUAAAGCUCCAACCACAACUCGAGAUGAGUCGACAGAAGAAACUGGUGAAUGUGAUGACAAGAUGAGAAAGAUCAAGGAAGAAAAAUGUGAAAGAAUUAAUGGUAAAUUCAAUCCUGAAACUUGUGAAUGCACAAAGGAAACAACAACUAAAGCUCCAACCACAACUCGAGAUGAGUCGACAGAAGAAACUGGUGAAUGUGAUGACAAGAUGAGAAAGAUCAAGGAAGAAAAAUGUGAAAGAAUUAAUGGUAAAUUCAAUCCUGAAACUUGUGAAUGCACAAAGGAAACAACAACUAAAGCUCCAACCACAACUCGAGAUGAGUCGACAGAAGAAACUGGUGAAUGUGAUGACAAGAUGAGAAAGAUCAAGGAAGAAAAAUGUGAAAGAAUUAAUGGUAAAUUCAAUCCUGAAACUUGUGAAUGCACAAAGGAAACAACAACUAAAGCUCCAACUACAACUCGAGAUGAGUCGACAGAAGAAACUGGUGAAUGUGAUGACAAGAUGAGAAAGAUCAAGGAAGAAAAAUGUGAAAGAAUUAAUGGUAAAUUCAAUCCUGAAACUUGUGAAUGCACAAAGGAAACAACAACUAAAGCUCCAACCACAACUCGAGAUGAGUCGACAGAAGAAACUGGUGAAUGUGAUGACAAGAUGAGAAAGAUCAAGGAAGAAAAAUGUGAAAGAAUUAAUGGUAAAUUCAAUCCUGAAACUUGUGAAUGCACAAAGGAAACAACAACUAAAGCUCCAACCACAACUCGAGAUGAGUCGACAGAAGAAACUGGUGAAUGUGAUGACAAGAUGAGAAAGAUCAAGGAAGAAAAAUGUGAAAGAAUUAAUGGUAAAUUCAAUCCUGAAACUUGUGAAUGCACAAAGGAAACAACAACUAAAGCUCCAACCACAACUCGAGAUGAGUCGACAGAAGAAACUGGUGAAUGUGAUGACAAGAUGAGAAAGAUCAAGGAAGAAAAAUGUGAAAGAAUUAAUGGUAAAUUCAAUCCUGAAACUUGUGAAUGCACAAAGGAAACAACAACUAAAGCUCCAACCACAACUCGAGAUGAGUCGACAGAAGAAACUGGUGAAUGUGAUGACAAGAUGAGAAAGAUCAAGGAAGAAAAAUGUGAAAGAAUUAAUGGUAAAUUCAAUCCUGAAACUUGUGAAUGCACAAAGGAAACAACAACUAAAGCUCCAACCACAACUCGAGAUGAGUCGACAGAAGAAACUGGUGAAUGUGAUGACAAGAUGAGAAAGAUCAAGGAAGAAAAAUGUGAAAGAAUUAAUGGUAAAUUCAAUCCUGAAACUUGUGAAUGCACAAAGGAAACAACAACUAAAGCUCCAACCACAACUCGAGAUGAGUCGACAGAAGAAACUGGUGAAUGUGAUGACAAGAUGAGAAAGAUCAAGGAAGAAAAAUGUGAAAGAAUUAAUGGUAAAUUCAAUCCUGAAACUUGUGAAUGCACAAAGGAAACAACAACUAAAGCUCCAACCACAACUCGAGAUGAGUCGACAGAAGAAACUGGUGAAUGUGAUGACAAGAUGAGAAAGAUCAAGGAAGAAAAAUGUGAAAGAAUUAAUGGUAAAUUCAAUCCUGAAACUUGUGAAUGCACAAAGGAAACAACAACUAAAGCUCCAACCACAACUCGAGAUGAGUCGACAGAAGAAACUGGUGAAUGUGAUGACAAGAUGAGAAAGAUCAAGGAAGAAAAAUGUGAAAGAAUUAAUGGUAAAUUCAAUCCUGAAACUUGUGAAUGCACAAAGGAAACAACAACUAAAGCUCCAACCACAACUCGAGAUGAGUCGACAGAAGAAACUGGUGAAUGUGAUGACAAGAUGAGAAAGAUCAAGGAAGAAAAAUGUGAAAGAAUUAAUGGUAAAUUCAAUCCUGAAACUUGUGAAUGCACAAAGGAAACAACAACUAAAGCUCCAACCACAACUCGAGAUGAGUCGACAGAAGAAACUGGUGAAUGUGAUGACAAGAUGAGAAAGAUCAAGGAAGAAAAAUGUGAAAGAAUUAAUGGUAAAUUCAAUCCUGAAACUUGUGAAUGCACAAAGGAAACAACAACUAAAGCUCCAACCACAACUCGAGAUGAGUCGACAGAAGAAACUGGUGAAUGUGAUGACAAGAUGAGAAAGAUCAAGGAAGAAAAAUGUGAAAGAAUUAAUGGUAAAUUCAAUCCUGAAACUUGUGAAUGCACAAAGGAAACAACAACUAAAGCUCCAACCACAACUCGAGAUGAGUCGACAGAAGAAACUGGUGAAUGUGAUGACAAGAUGAGAAAGAUCAAGGAAGAAAAAUGUGAAAGAAUUAAUGGUAAAUUCAAUCCUGAAACUUGUGAAUGCACAAAGGAAACAACAACUAAAGCUCCAACCACAACUCGAGAUGAGUCGACAGAAGAAACUGGUGAAUGUGAUGACAAGAUGAGAAAGAUCAAGGAAGAAAAAUGUGAAAGAAUUAAUGGUAAAUUCAAUCCUGAAACUUGUGAAUGCACAAAGGAAACAACAACUAAAGCUCCAACCACAACUCGAGAUGAGUCGACAGAAGAAACUGGUGAAUGUGAUGACAAGAUGAGAAAGAUCAAGGAAGAAAAAUGUGAAAGAAUUAAUGGUAAAUUCAAUCCUGAAACUUGUGAAUGCACAAAGGAAACAACAACUAAAGCUCCAACCACAACUCGAGAUGAGUCGACAGAAGAAACUGGUGAAUGUGAUGACAAGAUGAGAAAGAUCAAGGAAGAAAAAUGUGAAAGAAUUAAUGGUAAAUUCAAUCCUGAAACUUGUGAAUGCACAAAGGAAACAACAACUAAAGCUCCAACCACAACUCGAGAUGAGUCGACAGAAGAAACUGGUGAAUGUGAUGACAAGAUGAGAAAGAUCAAGGAAGAAAAAUGUGAAAGAAUUAAUGGUAAAUUCAAUCCUGAAACUUGUGAAUGCACAAAGGAAACAACAACUAAAGCUCCAACCACAACUCGAGAUGAGUCGACAGAAGAAACUGGUGAAUGUGAUGACAAGAUGAGAAAGAUCAAGGAAGAAAAAUGUGAAAGAAUUAAUGGUAAAUUCAAUCCUGAAACUUGUGAAUGCACAAAGGAAACAACAACUAAAGCUCCAACCACAACUCGAGAUGAGUCGACAGAAGAAACUGGUGAAUGUGAUGACAAGAUGAGAAAGAUCAAGGAAGAAAAAUGUGAAAGAAUUAAUGGUAAAUUCAAUCCUGAAACUUGUGAAUGCACAAAGGAAACAACAACUAAAGCUCCAACCACAACUCGAGAUGAGUCGACAGAAGAAACUGGUGAAUGUGAUGACAAGAUGAGAAAGAUCAAGGAAGAAAAAUGUGAAAGAAUUAAUGGUAAAUUCAAUCCUGAAACUUGUGAAUGCACAAAGGAAACAACAACUAAAGCUCCAACCACAACUCGAGAUGAGUCGACAGAAGAAACUGGUGAAUGUGAUGACAAGAUGAGAAAGAUCAAGGAAGAAAAAUGUGAAAGAAUUAAUGGUAAAUUCAAUCCUGAAACUUGUGAAUGCACAAAGGAAACAACAACUAAAGCUCCAACCACAACUCGAGAUGAGUCGACAGAAGAAACUGGUGAAUGUGAUGACAAGAUGAGAAAGAUCAAGGAAGAAAAAUGUGAAAGAAUUAAUGGUAAAUUCAAUCCUGAAACUUGUGAAUGCACAAAGGAAACAACAACUAAAGCUCCAACCACAACUCGAGAUGAGUCGACAGAAGAAACUGGUGAAUGUGAUGACAAGAUGAGAAAGAUCAAGGAAGAAAAAUGUGAAAGAAUUAAUGGUAAAUUCAAUCCUGAAACUUGUGAAUGCACAAAGGAAACAACAACUAAAGCUCCAACCACAACUCGAGAUGAGUCGACAGAAGAAACUGGUGAAUGUGAUGACAAGAUGAGAAAGAUCAAGGAAGAAAAAUGUGAAAGAAUUAAUGGUAAAUUCAAUCCUGAAACUUGUGAAUGCACAAAGGAAACAACAACUAAAGCUCCAACCACAACUCGAGAUGAGUCGACAGAAGAAACUGGUGAAUGUGAUGACAAGAUGAGAAAGAUCAAGGAAGAAAAAUGUGAAAGAAUUAAUGGUAAAUUCAAUCCUGAAACUUGUGAAUGCACAAAGGAAACAACAACUAAAGCUCCAACCACAACUCGAGAUGAGUCGACAGAAGAAACUGGUGAAUGUGAUGACAAGAUGAGAAAGAUCAAGGAAGAAAAAUGUGAAAGAAUUAAUGGUAAAUUCAAUCCUGAAACUUGUGAAUGCACAAAGGAAACAACAACUAAAGCUCCAACCACAACUCGAGAUGAGUCGACAGAAGAAACUGGUGAAUGUGAUGACAAGAUGAGAAAGAUCAAGGAAGAAAAAUGUGAAAGAAUUAAUGGUAAAUUCAAUCCUGAAACUUGUGAAUGCACAAAGGAAACAACAACUAAAGCUCCAACCACAACUCGAGAUGAGUCGACAGAAGAAACUGGUGAAUGUGAUGACAAGAUGAGAAAGAUCAAGGAAGAAAAAUGUGAAAGAAUUAAUGGUAAAUUCAAUCCUGAAACUUGUGAAUGCACAAAGGAAACAACAACUAAAGCUCCAACCACAACUCGAGAUGAGUCGACAGAAGAAACUGGUGAAUGUGAUGACAAGAUGAGAAAGAUCAAGGAAGAAAAAUGUGAAAGAAUUAAUGGUAAAUUCAAUCCUGAAACUUGUGAAUGCACAAAGGAAACAACAACUAAAGCUCCAACCACAACUCGAGAUGAGUCGACAGAAGAAACUGGUGAAUGUGAUGACAAGAUGAGAAAGAUCAAGGAAGAAAAAUGUGAAAGAAUUAAUGGUAAAUUCAAUCCUGAAACUUGUGAAUGCACAAAGGAAACAACAACUAAAGCUCCAACCACAACUCGAGAUGAGUCGACAGAAGAAACUGGUGAAUGUGAUGACAAGAUGAGAAAGAUCAAGGAAGAAAAAUGUGAAAGAGUUAAUGGUAAAUUCAAUCCUGAAACUUGUGAAUGCACAAAGGAAACAACAACUAAAGUUCCAACCACAACUCGAGAUGAGUCGACAGAAGAAACUGGUGAAUGUGAUGACAAGAUGAGAAAGAUCAAGGAAGAAAAAUGUGAAAGAAUUAAUGGUAAAUUCAAUCCUGAAACUUGUGAAUGCACAAAGGAAACAACAACUAAAGCUCCAACCACAACUCGAGAUGAGUCGACAGAAGAAACUGGUGAAUGUGAUGACAAGAUGAGAAAGAUCAAGGAAGAAAAAUGUGAAAGAAUUAAUGGUAAAUUCAAUCCUGAAACUUGUGAAUGCACAAAGGAAACAACAACUAAAGCUCCAACCACAACUCGAGAUGAGUCGACAGAAGAAACUGGUGAAUGUGAUGACAAGAUGAGAAAGAUCAAGGAAGAAAAAUGUGAAAGAAUUAAUGGUAAAUUCAAUCCUGAAACUUGUGAAUGCACAAAGGAAACAACAACUAAAGCUCCAACCACAACUCGAGAUGAGUCGACAGAAGAAACUGGUGAAUGUGAUGACAAGAUGAGAAAGAUCAAGGAAGAAAAAUGUGAAAGAAUUAAUGGUAAAUUCAAUCCUGAAACUUGUGAAUGCACAAAGGAAACAACAACUAAAGCUCCAACCACAACUCGAGAUGAGUCGACAGAAGAAACUGGUGAAUGUGAUGACAAGAUGAGAAAGAUCAAGGAAGAAAAAUGUGAAAGAAUUAAUGGUAAAUUCAAUCCUGAAACUUGUGAAUGCACAAAGGAAACAACAACUAAAGCUCCAACCACAACUCGAGAUGAGUCGACAGAAGAAACUGGUGAAUGUGAUGACAAGAUGAGAAAGAUCAAGGAAGAAAAAUGUGAAAGAAUUAAUGGUAAAUUCAAUCCUGAAACUUGUGAAUGCACAAAGGAAACAACAACUAAAGCUCCAACCACAACUCGAGAUGAGUCGACAGAAGAAACUGGUGAAUGUGAUGGCAAGAUGAGAAAGAUCAAGGAAGAAAAAUGUGAAAGAAUUAAUGGUAAAUUCAAUCCUGAAACUUGUGAAUGCACAAAGGAAACAACAACUAAAGCUCCAACCACAACUCGAGAUGAGUCGACAGAAGAAACUGGUGAAUGUGAUGACAAGAUGAGAAAGAUCAAGGAAGAAAAAUGUGAAAGAAUUAAUGGUAAAUUCAAUCCUGAAACUUGUGAAUGCACAAAGGAAACAACAACUAAAGCUCCAACCACAACUCGAGAUGAGUCGACAGAAGAAACUGGUGAAUGUGAUGACAAGAUGAGAAAGAUCAAGGAAGAAAAAUGUGAAAGAAUUAAUGGUAAAUUCAAUCCUGAAACUUGUGAAUGCACAAAGGAAACAACAACUAAAGUUCCAACCACAACUCGAGAUGAGUCGACAGAAGAAACUGGUGAAUGUGAUGACAAGAUGAGAAAGAUCAAGGAAGAAAAAUGUGAAAGAAUUAAUGGUAAAUUCAAUCCUGAAACUUGUGAAUGCACAAAGGAAACAACAACUAAAGCUCCAACCACAACUCGAGAUGAGUCGACAGAAGAAACUGGUGAAUGUGAUGACAAGAUGAGAAAGAUCAAGGAAGAAAAAUGUGAAAGAAUUAAUGGUAAAUUCAAUCCUGAAACUUGUGAAUGCACAAAGGAAACAACAACUAAAGCUCCAACCACAACUCGAGAUGAGUCGACAGAAGAAACUGGUGAAUGUGAUGACAAGAUGAGAAAGAUCAAGGAAGAAAAAUGUGAAAGAAUUAAUGGUAAAUUCAAUCCUGAAACUUGUGAAUGCACAAAGGAAACAACAACUGAAGGACCUACAACUUGUGUCGAAUCUAGUGAAAGCCAUGAGUCGACUUUAACUGAAGGACCUACAACUUGUGUCGAAUCUAGUGAAAGCCAUGAGUCGACUUUAACUGAAGGACCUACAACUUGUGUUGAUUCUAGUGAGAGUAAGGAGACUCCAGAACCAGCUAUUUGCGAUGGUGAAAUGAGAGUUAAAGAAUCUAAAAAGUGUGAUGAAAUAGGCGGCAAGUUUAAUCCUGAAAACUGUAAAUGCACUAAAGAACCUGUUACGGAGGGACCAACAACUUGUAUCGAAUCAAGCGAAAGCAAUGAGGAAGUUACCACAAAGAAACAAUGUGACUGUACUUGUUCACCAGAUUGCAAACGUCGUAAGAUGAUCAUUGAUGUAUUGCUCAAAUACUUCUACCGUGAUGUCUACGACCAAGAUUGCUGCAAGAAGAACUGCAAUUGCGAUGGCGCCAAAUUCCCAGAAUGCGAUGAAUCAAACAGCAAAAAGACUGGAACUUUUGAUAUUUUGGCUAAGCUCUUCAAACCACAAGGUGGAGAUUUUGAAGCUGGCAGUGUUGAAGUUGAUGGCAAAAAAUUGACAUCCGAGAAAAAAGAGAAGUUUGGCAAAGCACUCCAAGAUGCCGUCAAGGGCUUGGAAGAUGUCUUAAACUCCUAA
Messenger RNA from Chironomus riparius, 25620 nucleotides. The record is from the annotation of a GenBank genome assembly. Lineage: Eukaryota; Metazoa; Arthropoda; Insecta; Diptera; Chironomidae.